Molecule: messenger RNA, 1699 nt
Organism: Oncorhynchus mykiss (rainbow trout)
Lineage: Eukaryota; Metazoa; Chordata; Actinopteri; Salmoniformes; Salmonidae
Gene: n4wbp5
Product: Nedd4 WW domain-binding protein 5
Biological process (GO): ubiquitin-dependent protein catabolic process; metal ion transport; vacuolar transport
Cellular component (GO): Golgi apparatus; endoplasmic reticulum; perinuclear region of cytoplasm
Molecular function (GO): WW domain binding
Source: RefSeq, marked provisional
CUGGAAGGAAGGGGAGAUGGCGGAGCUGUGCUACUUUCAAUCUUAGCGUAUCAAUAUUACAUUCAGCUCACAGUUUGCCAAACAAGUGAUCAUUCUCAAACACUCAACGUCCAUUCAGGAAUGGCCGAGCAAAUCAGCAACGUUAGAUAUCAGGAGCUGGUGAAUGAGGAGGAGCCAGCAGCAGCUCAACCCCCUCAGGAGGAGCCAGCAGCUGUCCUGGAUGCCCCUCCCCCCUACAGCAGCAUCUCAGCUGCCAACGCAGCGUUCUUCGACUACAAGGAGGAUGCAGGCAGGUUCCCCAACCCCCCGUCCUACAACGUGGCUACCACACUGCCCUCCUAUGAUGAAGCAGAGAGGACCAAAGCGGAGACCGGUGUCCCUCUGGUCCCUGGCAGGGUCGUGGAGGAUGACUUUGACGAUGCUGACCAGCUGCGCAUAGGGAAUGAUGGCAUCUUUAUGCUCACCUUCUUCAUGGCAUUCCUGUUCAACUGGAUCGGUUUCUUCCUGUCCUUCUGUCUGACCACUUCUGCAGCCGGCCGCUACGGCGCCAUCUCUGGGUUUGGCCUGUCUCUCAUCAAAUGGGUUCUCAUAGUCCGGUUUUCCACCUACUUCCCCGGCUACUUUGAUGGUCAGUACUGGUUGUGGUGGGUGUUCCUGGCUUUGGGCUUCAUGCUGUUCGUCAGAGGGUUCGUCAACUACUCCCGGGUUCGCAAAAUGGCCGACCCUACUUACGCCACACUGCCCCGAACGAGAGUCCUGUUCAUCUACUGAAGCCGGUUUUUGAAUAAACACAACGUCCCUGAAUCUGGAUAGAGAAUCCUGGUUGUUUUGAAAAGCAUCAUACCGACAAAACAGCAGAAGUCUAAAACCAAACUACUCAGAUAAGCAUCACGACAUGGCAGGAUGGAGGGGGGAAAAAACACAAUCUUGAUGACUACAACUCUUGUAACAUUCAGGAAUUAAAUACACCAAUUGUUUUGUUUUAUUUUGAAAAAAUGUAAUUAAUGGAUAAAUGAUAGUAUGUACUCAUUAGUGGCGAAUGUUAAGUGCUAUUUUAAAUUUUUCAGUCUGUAAUGUAUGUGUAAUGCCUUAUAUAAUUUGAUGGUAGUGUACUAGCAUGCAUCUGCACCUCAAGGGAUCAGUCUUAUUUCACUAAUGCUUUAGUCAAAGCCCACAGGUGUAAUGCAUUACGAUGCAGUCAUAAUGCAUUAUAAGCACUUGUCAUAAGCACUUGUACCACCUUUAUGUUCAUAGUAGUCAUGAGAUGGGGGGGAAAAAAAUAUUCACGUAUGGUUUUACAAUUUCUGAGUUUGUAAUAAAAACAUUGGCAUUUUAUACAUGCUUAUCACAAGUAAUAAUGCGCUAUGCCUGUUGGCUUCAUCUAUGAAGCAUCGCCCUUAUUUCUGGCCAGUAGAGGGCAGAGUUCGUUGCUAAAAAUUUGUCAUGAAUUAUUCCUAUAAGACAUAAUCCUACCUUUUUAUAUGCACACCUACCUCAAACAUAAGGUAUCCUAUGUGCACAUCUUAAGGUAAAGAUUUUUGUCCAAAGUGUCUUUUUGUUGUACAACUCAUAGAGUUUUGUGUAGAAAAAUAACCAUUACGUAUGGAAAAACUAUAAUGCUAUCAGAGAAUGUAAGCAGGUGCACUUUUUAGAAACGUUAUAAUAAAACGCCAGGGAGUUCCUCCCAAUGAAAUCAACA